ACUAUUCUCUAGACAACACUGCUGGGUGCUCUGCUGCUGGAAUAAGCUGGUCCCGCAGCUGUUCUCUUUGUCGCUGCUGGUACAGCCGUCACCGUACGUAAUCGGUUGCGCGGUGGCUUUAUGAAACAGCCGUUAUGUAAACUACUUCCAGUUACGAUCUGUUUCUUUUUGUGUGUGUGUUUGAGAGUUCGACGGAUUUCACCGCAUCCCUGAGGUGUUCUACUGUCUUUCACGAUGCGUACAAGGAACAGAGAGGUCCACGACGGUGCAGGCCGCCACCGCUGUUCUCGGUAGUCUAAGCGCCUGCUUGUGGUAAAGAGUAUUUGUGCCUGGCCAGCAUCAGCGGUGCGGUGACGGUAGUGCUGAGAGUUGGUCUGAGUGACAACGGAAACAGUCACCUGCGAGGGCACAGUGAACAUACGCGCAGACCCGCGCGCGUCACCGGUUCGGAGUGUCGAUAUUUCUGAUUCAUUGCUAUUGGCCUACUUUUCAAUGACGGAGUUGUCUCUAGCAUACUUUACGCAGCAGUAUCAUGAACAACGACAACAGCAGGACCGAUUACCAUUACUGCUGCUAAUCUAAUCCAUCUUUGUUUGUGUUUUUCUGUACACAUUUUGUCUGUUUGGUAUUCGGUGCGGCCGCCCACUGCAGCUGCUAUCCGCAUCGCUACUUUUCCGUAGCGGUGACGAUAGAUCGAUGCCUAUCAGCAUCCGGUUGCUCAACCAUCGCCACUCGGCCGCCAUUCGCGUUGACGCGAGCAGCGCGCUGCUACCUGCCUAGCGUUUUGCCUGCUGACGUCAUACCCGAACAAGCAGGGGCAUAAGCGCGCGGAAUGACCUCUACUACAAGUGUAGUUGCUACACGGCUGUAGUGGCUGAACCAACCCAUAGGUCUCGUGGCGUAUUCUGUCGCAAGCAGCGGAAGGAAUCGACCGGAGACGGGGCACUGGACAGGCAGACGCGGAGAAAGACCGAACGAAACGAAACAAAAAAGAACAAACAGGCAGAAAAUAAGCAGGAAUACGAAAGCCAGGAUCCGAAAGGUGCUACUGACGCUGUCAAUGGGGUUAUGUCAAGUAAAAAAGAAACACAGCCGUUAAAAUUAGCAGACAUCACUAAUGUAGCAGCUGUAAGCGUUAACUGCUGUGUAGGUUCCCACCUAAACUACCACUGUUACACGCACUUGGAGAUCAAUCAGCCGCAGAAGGACUGAUUUGAUUGAUUGAUUGUUGUUGUGGUGCUGCGAUUAUGAGGAAUUAAAUACAAAAUAUCAUUUUUCUUCAACAAAAACAAACAACUACUACAAAAAAAAACAAUCGUUUAAGUGCCAAUUGUGUAUUCGACGCGAUCCCGUUUUUCGCAUGGAAGUGGUACAAAUAUUUGCAGACUGGGCCCUGUGACGAAUGCUUCAUUUCUGAUAUCGACAUACGAGUGUAGGUGUCGAGUGUGAAGUGUUUAGUGAAGUGAGUCUAUUGGAGUAAGGUGAGCAAACGAAAUCAAUAGAAGUGGAUGAAGCAAAGAAGCUCGGUUAGUUAACUCCUGUGAAGAUCAUGAUCAUUCGAAUAAAAAUUCACAUGAAAGGCUUGCUGAGCUCAUUGACAACCAGCAAAUUGAUAUGAACGAACGUCUAUGGAAGCGGAUCGUGUUGACGGUGCACAGUGUCUGAUGGUUAAUCUCUACGCUGUGGUCGUAGUUGAGGCUCAGAGGGUUGAAUUCAAUAGUGCUGUCCGAGUCAGUAAAGGCUAACGCCAGCUUAUUUACGCAGGCGCCGCUUAAUCUGUUGUCAGCUUUUCCUGACGGAGACGCCCCGAAAAGGAAGAAGGCAAGAGCAUACCAUAAGAAGAUUUCGAUUAAGAAAGCGUCUCAAGCGGCUCAGCGGUGCUAAAGUGCUCGUAGUGGACGAUCGGCGGAGAUCGCUGUAAAAUCGCGGGAAAACUUCCGAAGUUGUGCGACAUGCCGCUUCCUCAGCUGGCUGAGGGCCCCUGGGCCGUCACCGAAACUGGGCACCGGUUGCCCCUCAGCGCGUUAACUUCGCCCGACGGCCCCCAGGAAGAUAUGACCGUCGACUUUCACGAGUCCACCAUGGCGAGGGAGCACAAUGGAGAGGAUCAAAAUGGCGAAGGUGGCCUUUUGGAGAUAGAGGUUAACAAUGUAACCAAAGAGGGUCACCCGAAGCCAGAUCCGCAACAAUUCAAGCUGCUAAAGGUGCUUGGCCAAGGCUCCUUUGGAAAAGUAUUCCUUGUGAAGAAGACAGUCGGACCUGAUUCGGGUACUCUUUACGCGAUGAAGGUUCUCAAAAAGGCAACCCUAAAAGUGCGGGAUCGGGUUCGUACGAAAAUGGAGCGCGACAUCCUUGCCGAGGUGCGGCACCCAUUCGUAGUUCGGCUUCAUUAUGCGUUCCAGACCGAAGGAAAGCUGUACCUCAUCCUCGACUUCCUAAAAGGGGGUGAUCUCUUUACCCGUCUGAGCAAAGAGGUCAUGUUUACGGAACAGGAUGUGAAGUUCUACCUGGCCGAGUUGGCUCUAGCCUUGCACCAUCUACACUCCCUAGGAAUCAUCUACAGAGAUCUCAAACCAGAAAACAUCCUCCUAGAUGCCGACGGGCACAUUAGCCUAACGGACUUCGGCUUGUCCAAAGAGGCGUUACACGACGAGAAAGCCUAUUCCUUCUGUGGUACGGUCGAAUACAUGGCGCCAGAGGUCAUCAACAGAAAGGGGCAUACGACAGCUGCCGACUGGUGGUCUUAUGGGGUGCUUAUGUAUGAAAUGCUUACCGGGAGCCUACCUUUCCAAGCGCAAACUCGCAAGGAAACCAUGUACCAAAUAUUAAAGGCGAAGCUCAGCAUGCCACAGUUCAUCUCGCAGGAGGCCCAGCUGCUACUCCGAGCGCUCUUCAAGCGAAACCCCGAUAAUAGAUUGGGCUCGGGCCCGAACGGCAUAUGCGAUAUCAAGUCGCACCCAUUUUUCCAAUCGAUCGAUUGGGAAGCCCUUUACAAUCGUCAGGUGACGCCGCCUUUUAUUCCAGCUGUCAACCGAUCCGACAAUACCGUCUAUUUUGACAAGGAGUUCACGUCAAAAACCCCCGAAGAUUCACCGGGAGUUCCGCCGUCUGCCAACGCCCAUGAGCUGUUCAAGGGGUUCAGCUUCGUUGCGCAGCUCGACCAGGAAGAAGUGCAGCCCAACGGUGAUCCUGCUAAAUGGUACAAUCUGAAUUAUAAAGAGUCGAUCCAUAAGGACUAUGAGAUUAAGGAAGAGAUUGGACGUGGAGCAUUCUCAGUAUGCAAACGAUGCGUACACCGCCAAUCAGGGAAAGAAUACGCAGUCAAGAUCGUAGAUAAGUACAAGAAAGACUGCCAGGAGGAAAUCGAGAUUCUUCUUCGUUACGGACAGCAUCCCAACAUUUUGACGGUUUACGACGUCUACCAGGACUCCGGCUCCGUGUUCAUUGUGAUGGAGCUAUUGCGUGGCGGCGAGCUCCUAGAUCGUAUCCUUUUUGAGAAGCACUUCAGCGAGCGCGAGGCUUGUGCGGUAGUCGAAGUUGUGGCUAGGACUGUAAAAUUCCUUCAUGACAAUGGUGUCGUACACCGCGACCUAAAGCCAUCCAAUAUCAUCUAUGCUGAUUCAUCGGGUGUUCCAGAAAGCCUGCGGAUUUGUGAUUUCGGCUUCGCCAAACAAAUGCGCGCUGAAAAUGGUCUUCUGAUGACGCCUUGUUAUACCGCAAACUUCGUAGCACCAGAGGUGCUCAAAAAACAGGGUUAUGACGAAGCAUGUGAUAUUUGGUCAAUGGGUGUACUUCUUUACACAAUGUUAGCGGGCCAUACUCCUUUCGCGUCAUCGAACGACUCACCGGAUGACAUUCUAGCUCGAAUCGGCUCAGGCAAAUUUGAUCUGGAAAAGGGUAAUUGGGCAAACAUCAGUCCGCCAGCGAAGAACCUCGUCGAGAAGAUGCUGCAUGUUGACCCGAAGCAGCGUUACAAAGCCGCUGAUAUCCUGCAGCAUCCAUGGGUGCUGUCCAAAGCUUCAUUGCCAACGCGCCAGCUGCCACACUCGCAAGAUGCACGUCAGAUAAAGGCAGCUAUGGACGCAACCUUUGCAGCUAUCAACGCCGGCCAGAAGAGUCCAGUACUCGAGCCCGUGGAUGCGUCAAGCCUCGCCCGCCGCCGAAAGAACAAUGCAUCUUCACCUCUCAGUGUCAAGAAAGCUUGUCACUACUCGAUAAAUACUACAUCGUGAGCGUGGAUGGAAUCGAAAAACCGUUGUGAGUCGAGAGUGACACUAGAUCGAAACUCUCUUCGGCCAGUAGGUUCCGCAGCCGUUCCAGCAAUAUCCAGAUACAACAAAAUACUGCCGAGCUUGUACACACACAUAACUCCUUGGUAAAGGAUGAAAGUAAAAAAAUGAAUAUAAAUCGACCUAUAUAAUUCAUUUUUUCGUUCAUUCAUUCAGCUAAUUAGAAGUGAUUUUCAGCAGUGGCAAAAAAAAAAA
This is a messenger RNA of Varroa destructor (honeybee mite), 4484 nucleotides long. RefSeq names its product Ribosomal protein S6 kinase II (gene S6kII). Gene Ontology annotation, molecular function: magnesium ion binding; ATP binding; protein serine/threonine kinase activity. The record is from RefSeq and is a predicted model, not a curated record. NCBI's taxonomy places the organism in Eukaryota, Metazoa, Arthropoda, Arachnida, Mesostigmata, Varroidae. Gene Ontology annotation, biological process: intracellular signal transduction; protein phosphorylation.